CCAGUCUGAACCAGAACUAGCGGUAGUGUAACGUUACAGGGAAGACAGGAAAAAAAGCUGGCUGCUUGCUAGCAACAGAAUCUUGACCACCGGGCUAGCGAGAAGAUAUAUAAGGAAACUGGAACGCCACCACGGAUUUCUUGUGGGACAAACGUACAGGCCUCGCUGCUAAAACGAUGCCUCACACUAGACGGUACUCGUCUUCGGACAGAGACAGUCGAAGCAGCUAUCAAGAUCGUUACAGAGACAGAGACAGAGGGCGAAGACACCGGCACAGAAGAUCACCUACUUACUCCUCCAGCAGUGACAGAGACCGAGACAGAAGGGGACGGGGACACAGACAGGAAGGAAGCUAUGCACGCUCAAGGAGUCGUAGCUAUGACAAUCGCUCCACGGAACAACGGCCAUUUGACCGAAGAUACUGCGAGGGAUACAGACGCUUGGAUCAGAGCCGAGAUCGAGACCGCGACAGAGAAAGGGAGCCACAUGGAGCAGCUGAAAGUUACUAUCCACGCGACUUCUCCCCAAACAUGUACGACUACAGACGUGGCCGCGAGAGGGAGAGGGAGCGCGAACGGGAUGAGUCGUAUCGGCGGAAAGGCAGCAGGCGUAAGCACAAACGAAGGCGGCGUAGAACCAGGUCCUAUAGCCCAUCCUCCUCGCGGAGCAACAGCCGGACGAGGGCACUGAGUGUGAGGGACGACGAGGAAGGGCACCUGAUCUGUCGGAGUGGGGACGUCCUGCAAGAGAGAUAUGAGAUUGUCAGCACCUUGGGGGAAGGCACUUUUGGGAGGGUGAUGCAGUGCAUUGACCAUCGCAGGGGAGGAGCCCGUGUUGCACUGAAAAUUAUUAAGAAUGUGGAGAAGUACAAAGAAGCAGCUCGCCUGGAGAUCAAUGUAUUAGAGAAGAUCAAUGAAAAGGACCCUGAUAACAAAUUCCUGUGUGUACAGAUGUAUGACUGGUUUGACUACCAUGGUCACAUGUGUAUCUCCUUUGAGCUGCUAGCUCUCAGUACUUUCGACUUUCUAAAAGAAAACAACUACCUGCCCUACUCAAUUGGUCAGGUCAGACACAUGGCCUACCAAAUCUGUCUCGCAGUGAAGUUUCUCCAUGACAAUAAGCUGACACACACAGACCUAAAGCCUGAGAAUAUCCUAUUUGUCAACUCAGACUUCACAAUGUCCUUCAAUGUAGAAAAGAAGCGAGAAGAGCGGACAGUUAAGAGCACAGCAGUACGUGUGGUGGACUUCGGCAGUGCCACUUUUGACCACGAGCACCACAGCACCAUUGUGUCCACGCGGCAUUACCGUGCCCCUGAGGUCAUACUAGAGCUGGGCUGGAGCCAUCCCUGUGACGUGUGGAGCAUUGGCUGUAUCCUGUUUGAGUACUACCUGGGCUUCACCUUGUUUCAGACUCAUGACAACAGGGAGCAUUUGGCCAUGAUGGAGAGAAUCCUGGGACCAGUGCCCUCUAGGAUGAUCCGUAAGACGAGGAAGCAGAAGUAUUUCUAUCGUGGCCGUCUGGAUUGGGACGAGAGCUCCUCAGCGGGGAAAUACGUCAGAGAAAACUGCAAACCCUUACGGCGGUACUUGCUGUCGGAGGCGGAGGAGCACCACCAGCUAUUUGACCUAAUUGAAAGCAUGUUGGAGUACGAGCCCUCCAAGAGGCUCGUGCUGGCCGACUCCCUCAAACACCCUUUCUUUGAGAACGGGGGGAUCGGCGAGGCAGCGGGCAGCAAGAACUGGGAGGGUAACCGAGACAUCAGCCGGUGACCCACAAGCCUCUAAAGACUGAAUGACAGAGGAAAUCACGUCUUUUUAUAUGUGAAGCAGGUGAACUGUUGAAUCAGUGGGGACUUCGGAUGUUCUGUCGUUUGUCAUUAAAGCAUGGACACCUUAACUUCUCGCUCCACCCUGCCCCUCUGACAUCCACCUCUGCAGUCACAAGAGGCAUGUUUUCGUAGCAGAGAGACCAAAAUAACCCACGAAAGACUGGAAAAGAGUCAAAAUGAAUCUUUUCUAGCGGCCACAGCCUCAAAAGUAGCCCUCUAUGCAGCUCCUGUCUUCCUUUUGACUUCUGAACCAACCACCUUCUGUCCGUCCCGUCUAUUAUUUUCAUCAGCAUGUAAAGAAAAUAAUUCACCUUUCUAAGGUAAUAAGCACUACAAAAUUAUACAGUAAUUGAGUUUUGGGGAAUAAAUGUCUUCCUUUUAGGAAGUCUAAUGAAAGGGGAAAAGGAGAUAGAGCUGUAUGUGCAGCGCAAGUCCUCACCUACAUAAUUCUAAACAUGGCAACAUAAAAGAUAUUCAGUUAUGCUAACAUCAAAUAAUUCAGUUCGAACGUCUUAUUUCCAUUUUAUCUCUAGCAGAGACACAUAACUCAAGUUUUUGUUUAUGUUAAGUGAGCACUUGCAUUGCAUCAGUUUCUUUUUUACAUAUGAAAGGGUUAUCUCUGAUAUGGAGACUCUUGCCCCUAAUCUCUGGUGGUUAGGCCUGUUCGCCAAUGAGAUGAUAAUUGAGAUGGACACUCUAUAUACACACACACACACACACACACACACACAGGCCUCUGUGGCCUGUCUCAUUGAUGGAUAUACGUUUGUUACGUUAUGCAGUGUUUUCUGAGUGUGUGUGUGUGUGUGUGUGUGUAGGGGUGAGAUGGCGUGGGUGACACGUUCCUGUUAAUGUUUUGCUCAGUGGCUUAGUAGUUCAGCAUUAGUCGUGGGAACAUUCUCACAUAACUUUUAAACACAAAACAUGAACUGCCUUUUCCAUGUGUGACGUGGUCAGACCUGAAGUCUCUCCAUUGAGGUUAAGCACACAGCUCCUGGUGGCAGCCAACGAGCCAUCCACAACUCCUGGCGGUGACAGUAUUUAUUUUGAGUUCCAAUAGGUCAUAGACCCUCCCACCCCUCACCUGUACAUGACUUGUGUUUUUUGUAUGAAAUUAAAGCGUAUAAACCUGUAUAUAUGUAUGAUUGUGUAGAAUUAAAGUUAAGUCCUCCUUGCCAAAGGCUUAUGGUGCUCUCAGUAUCAGUUCGGGCCUCUGGUAGCUAAAGGGAGGCACUCUGUCUUUAAA
Messenger RNA from Micropterus salmoides (largemouth bass), 3077 nucleotides. It is a transcript of the gene clk2a, whose product is annotated as CDC-like kinase 2a. The coding region runs from base 177 to 1772 and encodes 531 amino acids. The transcript is spliced from 13 exons. NCBI's taxonomy places the organism in Eukaryota, Metazoa, Chordata, Actinopteri, Centrarchiformes, Centrarchidae. Gene Ontology annotation, biological process: protein phosphorylation; regulation of RNA splicing. Gene Ontology annotation, cellular component: nucleus. The record is from RefSeq and is a predicted model, not a curated record. Gene Ontology annotation, molecular function: protein tyrosine kinase activity; ATP binding.